Messenger RNA from Pyricularia oryzae 70-15, 2378 nucleotides. RefSeq lists its product as uncharacterized. The transcript is spliced from 3 exons. Bases 426 to 1982 code for a protein of 518 amino acids. The record is from RefSeq and is a predicted model, not a curated record. NCBI's taxonomy places the organism in Eukaryota, Fungi, Ascomycota, Sordariomycetes, Magnaporthales, Pyriculariaceae.
GUAGAUAGGGAGGUAGGUAGGGAGGUAGGUAAGGGAGGUUCGUAGCUACGCUAACCCACAUUCAUGAAUUAUUUAUAUUAACUUGGGUUCGUCCCUCGCAUUUAUAUGCCCGGGGCAGUCAACGAUCUUGUCUUUUUUUGUGCAAGCUCACUUGGACACAUGUUCGUUUGUCAAAACCUUGCACACGUAUAGAGCAAGGGCUAUUUAUUCUUUAUGUUUGUGGUGGACGACGGGCGUGUGUUCCCCACCUGAGGACCGUGUUUUAUAUUGCGGCCGCCAGUCCGAAAAGACAAGGUAAGUUGCUCGUGUCGAGUGAAGUCAGUCACUCAAGAGAGACUUGAGAGAGAGAGAGAAAGAGGACGAAUACAUUGACAAUAAGAUUAAAAAGGUAAAGAAAAAGAAGGAAAAAAAAAGCUAGCUUCAACAUGAACACCCCACAGCCGCCACCAGACGGCACAACAGGAGAACCACCUCCAAGUACAGGAGCAGGACCACCCCCAGGCUUCAGCGGACCACCGCCUGGAGCACUGGGACCUUGCAACUUUGGAGAGAACCUGGGCCCCAGGGCAGAGGCAGUGUCGUGGACGCUCAUGGCAGUCACAACCAUCUUUCUGCUGCUCAGGUUAUAUUGCAAAUGGACAAAGUCCAACAGGCUCUGGUGGGACGAUUGGCUGCUGAUUCUUUCCUAUGUGCUGUAUGCCACGGCGGCAGUCAUAUUCAGCGUCAAUGUCAGACACGGCAUGGGCGUCCACGUCUGCGAGCUAGCCACGACGCGUCCACAGGAGCUCAGCACGGUGGCGCUGCUGAGUCUCGUCACGGGCUCCAUCUCCAUCGUGGCCACCAUAUGGUCCAAGACGUCGUUCGCCCUCACGCUGCUGCGCAUAACGGACUACAGGUGGCUAAAGAUCACGCUCUGGACCAUGGUGGCGUUCCUGAACGUGGCCAUGGGCAUCAGUGCCGUCCUCACCAUGGUGCAGUGCAGCCCGGUGCAGAAGAGCUGGAACACCUUUGCCGACGGCUACUGCUGGCGGGAGGCGUUUUCGGCUUAUAGCGUCGCUUCGGCCAUCUACUCGGGGCUUACCGAUGUCGCCCUGGCCCUGCUGCCGUGGACGGUUAUUUUGAACCUGCAGAUGAAGCUGACGGAAAAGAUUGGGGUAGCUGUUGCCAUGAGUGCUGGCAUCAUUGCCGCCGUAGCAUCCUUUGUCAAGGCAUCCCACAUUCCAGAGCUUUCCCAGGGAGACUUUUCGUACGCCGGCUACCCGCUGGUGGUGUGGAGCGCCGCAGAGGUAGCCCUGACCAUCAUGGCCGCCUGCAUUCCCGUCCUGCGCGUGCUGGUCCGUGAUGUGAGGGACGCCUCGAAGCGUUACUAUGGCCGCUCCAAGGACUCUGGGUCCGGCAACCAGACCAGCAGGGGCACCACGAUAUGGACCAAGGGGAGGAGCGAGCCCAGCAGCAGCAGCAGGAGGGUGACGAUGACAAGCGACAAACAACAGCAACAACAACAAAGCCCGAGUGAUGAGUAUCAGCACCCGCACUUUCAGUUCCAAAAGAAUCAUCACAUAUACGAGCACGAGCACGAGCACGAGCACGAGCACGAGCACGAGCACGAUCACAACCAGGAGCAAGAGCUUGAGCUCAACUACUUGGACAUCCACCAGCCACCUCAUCUCUCCGGUGCCGGCUCUGCUGGGUCACGACGGGUCCACGACGAUGCCGAGUUGAGCGACAGCUGGUCGCAGCGCAACAUUCUCCACAGCGACAGCGAAGCAGGCAACAACCCCUUUGACGAUGGUCAGAGUCAGCAGACAACCACCACCGGGCUCAACAUACCUCGAUCAGGUCGCGUCUCCCCCCUUCGUCCUGCAAGCCCCUGGCCGCUACACAGCUUGGAGACUGAUGGUGAGGCAGCCCCGAGGGGUCAGAUGAGGGCUGCUGCUGGCGCUGGGAUGAAUGGAGGAAGCUCUGCAUCCAGAUCAUAUUAGACUAGUCUAGUCCUAGUUCUAGUCUAGAUCUAGAAGUAGACUAGUCUAUCUAGUUCUAGUUCUAGAUAGUUGUAGUCGGACGUCUGCAACUCAACCAGACGAGUCUGCUGAUAUUUGGGGCUCAGAGACUCAGAGACGCCUAGAAUAUACCAGUUGAUUUUUUUCUUGUUCAAGUAUAUGUCCAUGGUACGAUGGUGGAAUAUUGGCGCGGCACUCCCCGCUGCAUGACAAAGUUGCCUUUUUCGGCACUGACACAAAACACAUCAGCCGAAACAUGAACUUGGCAGCGUAAAGGUUCACGCCAACUAGAAUUAGUCGCUAGAUCGGCCAAAGGAAGAACAUGUCUCGACUUGUACGCCCUCAUCGAUCUGAACGUAUCCUGUAGCUGAACAGACU